Molecule: messenger RNA, 1581 nt
Organism: Colletotrichum godetiae
Lineage: Eukaryota; Fungi; Ascomycota; Sordariomycetes; Glomerellales; Glomerellaceae
Product: zinc-binding dehydrogenase
Exons: 1
Coding region: 362-1474 (370 amino acids)
Molecular function (GO): oxidoreductase activity, acting on NAD(P)H
Source: RefSeq, a predicted model, not a curated record
AACCAUUCUGCGCCAGAUGAGAAACAAACUGUUUCUUCGAUGAAAUCGCGACUUCGUUUCAGCCUCAGAUGCGAAUAACGAUAAUGCGAAUGAUGCGUACAUUCUGGAGAUAUCUAAAUUCCGUUCUGGACGUCAAAGUGUCUAAGCCGCGGGCGGACGCUCCAAACGUUGAGAUAUAUAAUACCUACUUCAUUUGCACCAUCGUCAACGAACUACAACACCCACGUCUUGAACACAGCAGUACCUAUCACCCCCCAUUAGAAGCACAGCAACUUCCCUUUCCGAACUUUUCUCUCAUCCACCUGGGGGGUCCUACCUUUUCUAGAAGCUCGCAUAGCCUUCGAUAAUUCAUACUCGCACAAUGCCUAUCAAUCAAGCCGCCUGGUUGACAGCUAAGAAAGCCAAGCCUUUGGAGGUCAAAUCAGCCCCAUACACAUCAGCCGGCCAAAAUGAGGUGGUGAUUCGGAAUCGAGCAGUGGCCAUCAACCCGGUUGACUGGUUCAAGCAAGAAACCGGUGAUAUCCUCUACGAAUGGGUAAAAUAUCCCUGUAUCCUCGGCAAUGACGUCUCCGGCGAGAUCGUUGAAGUCGGCCCAGGUGCCGAGGACCGGUUCAAGAUUGGCGACCGUGUUGUUGCCCACGCCGUGGGUCUUGACAAGCGAAGCAAUAAGUCAUCUGAAGGCGGUUUUCAAGAUUACGUCGUCUUGCGGGCCGAUCUGACCUCUCAGAUUCCCGAUUCACUGACAUUUGAGGAAGCAUGUGUAAUACCCUUGGGUGCUUCGACUGCUGCAUGCGGUCUCUUCAUGAAGGAUUUUGUCGGCCUUCAACACCCAGACGUCUCCGCAAAACCGACCGGGGAGACAUUCUUAGUCUGGGGUGGCUCGACGAGCGUGGGGUCAAACGCCAUUCAACUCGCCGCUGGAGCUGGUUACGAAGUCAUUGCAACAGCAUCCUCAAAGAAUUUCGACUAUGUCAGGUCUCUUGGCGCCGCAGAAGUUUUCGACUAUCGCAGUCCGACGGUCGUUCAGGACAUUAUCAAGGCAUUCCAGAGCCGGAAGUCAGCUGGCGCAAUCGCGAUCGGCGCGGGGUCCUUGAUCCCCUGCAUCAACAUCAUGGCUGGUUGCAAGGGCCGCAAGUUCGUCGCUCAAGCCAGUGUCGCUGGACCUGGCCGGCCGCCCACAAACGUCACGGAAACCGUUUCAUUACUGUGGGCAAUGGCUUCCGAGAGCGCGACUGCGACACUCAAGUGCAGAACGAGCGGUGUGCGAAGCAAGUUCAUAUGGGGGAGCGAUGUGAUAGCGAACGAAGUCGGUGCCGCCAUUUACCGAGACUUUCUACCUCAAGCACUGGCCCAGGGCAAGUUUGUUCCGGCGCCCAAACCCCAUGUUGCUGGAAAGGGCUUGGAAUCUUUACAGCAGGCAUUCGAGGUCAGCUACAAGGGAGUCUCAGCGAAGAAGAUUGUCGUUUCUUUGUGAUAAUGAGCGAGGUCUGUUUUUAAUUGAUCGGAGGAUUCGAUGUAGCUUUCAAUGCUUUCUUUUCGUCUCGAGCCUCAGCAUCCAACAUGAAGCUCCACUGAAUAUCG